Molecule: messenger RNA, 3038 nt
Organism: Physcomitrium patens
Lineage: Eukaryota; Viridiplantae; Streptophyta; Bryopsida; Funariales; Funariaceae
Product: benzaldehyde dehydrogenase, mitochondrial
Molecular function (GO): oxidoreductase activity, acting on the aldehyde or oxo group of donors, NAD or NADP as acceptor
Source: RefSeq, a predicted model, not a curated record
CGAGUCUCAGCUCCAUCGCUAAUCCUUCCCAAGAAACGAGACUCAAGCUGCUAAACAGAUCUAGCUAGCUUGUUUGUUAAAUGCUUCUGGUGCCGAACAUGGGUACAGGUAAGAUAUAAGCAUGUGCACGAAAUUGAGUUUCUUCAGUUCUGGCUAACAAAUUUCAUGCCGGGCGGAGGAAUAAUCGAGUACUGGCUCGCUGGAAAAGCUUCCAUUGUGCGUUGACGUGGAUCUGUGUGAGUAAGUUGGGCGGUGAAGUGGGUUUGAGGUCGAAGAUCUGAUGAUUCAUUGGCUGCGAGGACGAUGUGAUAAGCGAAAAAGCUGAAGCGGUGCUUUUAGAUUCUCUUGCUGCUCCAGUAUCGAAUGUCGAGGAUUGAGAACGGUGCGGUUCAGGGACUCGGAACUAGGUACAACUGGGAAGCCGGGAUUGAUGCGUAAUCUGGAUCCCGACGUGAAUCAUUCACUGGCAACUGGACUUGGUAGGUAGAGAUUGGAUUGUUUACUUUAGACGCCACCGCUAAAUCUAAUCUCAGAGUUCAGUUCUUUGACGGAUGAGCUCCGGUUUCCGAUUCCUAUUUUUCAUUUCAACAUAAAAUGACGCUAAUGUGAAACGAAGAUUGCGAUAUGUAACUGUGAAGACAUCAGUUUUCGUACGGGAUGGAAUAGGUUGCCCUGUCCUGCAUGCAAGGUGUCCCGCACGUAUUCAUUCUCACUUAAAGCUCGCAACGGAAUCAUGAGACACAUUCCGGAACGAACCUGACUGACCACUUGGGGUUAACAGGUGCUUUGCAGCUGGCGUGACGGAGGUAGUAGACCACUUCGAGGAAAGGCUUAGUUUUGGUUCUGUGAGAGGAGAGAGAUUUUGGAGUUAUGGCGGCCAUGGCGAUGGCCAGAGGCAAGGCGAGGACGCUCCUGUCGACGGCCUUGCGCGCUACUUCGGCUGGCCCUGCUCGCCUGCAUCGAAAUUUCUGUGCAGCGGCAGCAGCUGAGGAGCUGGAGAAUCCGACCAUAGCUCCCGUGGAGGUCAAGCUUACGAAGCUGCUCAUUGAUGGGGAGUUUGUGGACGCGGCCUCAGGGAAGACGUUCCCGACCAUCGACCCAAGAAGCGAGCAAGUGAUUGCCCACGUUGCUGAGGGAGAUGUCGAAGAUGUCAACCGCGCUGUGAGAGCUGCCCGCAAGGCCUUCGAUCAUGGACCCUGGCCGAAAAUGCCCCCUUUCCAGCGCCAGCGAAUACUCCUCAAGUACGCAGAUUUGCUCGACCAGCAUGCGGACGAGCUCGCAGCGCUGGAAACGAUGGACUCUGGAAAGCCCUAUGAGCAGGCCCGCUACGCCGAGCUCCCCUUAAUGUCCCGUCAAUUCAGAUACUUCGCUGGUUGGGCUGACAAGAUCUUCGGCACGACGGGGCCGUCAGACGGAAUUCACGCCGUCCAGACACUCCACGAGCCUAUUGGAGUUGUUGGACAGAUCAUUCCGUGGAAUUUCCCCUUAGUUAUGUACUGCUGGAAGGUGGCGCCCGCUUUGGCAGCCGGUAACACUAUUGUGUUGAAGACGGCGGAGCAAACGCCUUUGUCUGCCAUCCUUGCAGGGAAGCUGGCCCUGGAAGCUGGCAUUCCUCCGGGCGUGCUGAACAUUGUCUCCGGAUAUGGCCCCACUGCGGGUGCCUCCAUCGCUGAGCACAUGGACAUCGACAAAGUGGCCUUCACGGGGUCGACGGAGGUCGGGAAGCUCGUCAUGGCUGCUGCAGCGCGCAGCAACUUGAAGCCCGUGACCCUGGAGCUCGGAGGAAAAUCGCCCAUGAUCAUCUGUGAAGACGCAAACGUGGACGAAGCGGUGGAGCUUGCCCAUUUCGCUCUGUUCUUCAACAUGGGUCAGUGCUGUUGCGCUGGCUCUCGCACCUUUGUCCAUGAGAGUAUCUACGACGAGUUUGUAGAGAAAUCCAAGGCGCGCGCAUUGAAGCGCGUCGUCGGUGAUCCGUUCAGGAAGGGCGUGGAACAGGGUCCUCAAGUGGACAAGGACCAGUUCCACAAGGUGCUCGGAUAUGUCGAGAGCGGCAUGGAACAGGGUGCCAACCUUAUCACAGGUGGAGGUCGUUUGGGGAGCAAGGGCUACUACAUCAAGCCAACCAUCUUCACCGAUGUGAAAGAAGGCAUGAAGAUCUUCGACGAGGAGAUUUUCGGACCCGUCCAGUCGAUCGCAAAGUUCAAAACCUUGGACGAAGUUGUGCAGCGUGCCAACAACACAGUCUACGGUCUGGCUGCCGGCAUUUUCAGCAACAACAUCAACACCGUGAACACUUUGAGCCGGGCAUUGCGAGCGGGAACCAUCUGGGUCAAUUGCUUCGACGUCUUCGACGCCACCAUCCCCUUCGGUGGGUACAAGCAGAGCGGCAUCGGGCGGGAGAAGGGCAAGUACGUGUUGGAGAGUUACACGCAAGUGAAAGCAGUUGUGACGCCUCUGCACAACCCAGCUUGGCUAUAAACUCCCCCUCGCUCCUGCCAUCAUCUCCCUCCGUAUGUUUACCAAUCGCAGCUCCAGCAGUCUUUAUAGAUUCAUCCUCGUGGAUUGGGAAUAGGCCUUAAAUAUGUGUUCUUCUCGCAACUGGAGCGCUGAAGCUAGAUAACGACGACGGCACCACGCCAAUGCAAACUCUGUAAUGUACGUGUACUGAUUCGCUUCUCUACCGAUGAAGCUUCAAAUGGUCGGCAUCGUUGCCGAGCUUGUCGGUGGAUUCGGUUCAGUGUAGUUGAAUAGAUUGAGGGAAAAAAAAAAAAAAAAACAAAACAAAACAAAAAAAAAGCUUAGAACCCUGUAUAUUGCUUAGACCAAGCACGAAAUAAUAAAUAGAAGGAAAGUAAAGCACUCUUGUGCACAAUGUAGUCGUCUGGUGAGAUGUUUGCCUUGAGACAACGGCGCAUUUAUUCGAACGUUGAUGAAUGUAUCCACUAACUAAUCUUGUGACUUUGAACUGAAAACAGAGGAUACACUUCUUAUUAUUAGUAGUAAUAAAUGAUGGUGUGUGUGCAUUCAUUACCAUGGUA